GCUCUUCACGAACCUCAACCCAUUCGCCGUGAUUUCACGCAGCAAAAGAAAUUUUUACGAAAGCUUCUCACCCUUCCGCUCGCGGGUGCCAAAAUAUGCCGGUAACCUACGUUCCGCUGGCUGGCAACAUUUCUGAUGAAGAGUGGCAACAGUUCCUUCAAUGGAGAAGUGGGCGACAGCGAGAGGCUCCACAGAAUGAUGUGGAGCCUCCCACGCAAGACCAGGGUAACACUACUAGCCUUCAUUCUCCCCCUCCGGUUGUAAUCUUGGAUGGGCAUCAAAUCGAUGGACUCGGCCGUCAAGUUGAAGCAGGAGACGUGGGGGCGGACGAGGAUGGAGAACAGCAGCAGAAAAGCGAUAGCCCAUCAUCGAAGCAGUGGAAAGGGAAGAAACGUUCAUUCGGCCGUGAAUACAAGCUUGAGGCAAUCUCGUAAGUCUACAGACAGAUGUUGUUAAGAACUACCACUUAUGAUACUACUAUUCCUGUUAUGCCAACUAAAAACACGCUAGAUAUCUAGAAAAUGGCACUAUGCAGCUCACUCCCAUUUCAUCUGAAACUCCCGUGUCUGUCCGCCACUAUGCCAAAAGAUACGGUGUUGAGCCCAAAAACAUCCGCGACUGGUGACGACAAGUGCAGAAAAUUCGUGACAGCGAGACGGGCUCAAAAUGUAUUGGAAGCGGGCGCAAGCCUGAUUGGCCGGAGAUGGAAGACCGCCUGCAUCGUCUGUUUGCGCUUGAGAGGGGGAAGGGCACGAAAAUAGAGGACAGCACGUGGUUCUUCACGAACGGGAAGAACAUAUUUGAGCAGGUAUACCCGCAGCAUGUAGUACCU
This is a messenger RNA of Tuber aestivum (summer truffle), 832 nucleotides long. Lineage: Eukaryota; Fungi; Ascomycota; Pezizomycetes; Pezizales; Tuberaceae. The record is from the annotation of a GenBank genome assembly.